This is a messenger RNA of Musca domestica (house fly), 2857 nucleotides long. RefSeq lists its product as hypothetical. The transcript has 3 exons. Bases 690 to 1448 code for a protein of 252 amino acids. The record is from RefSeq and is a predicted model, not a curated record. Lineage: Eukaryota; Metazoa; Arthropoda; Insecta; Diptera; Muscidae.
AAUUGAAAAUUCAACCAUUCUUGUAAGUUGUUAAGAGCAGCAGGUUUACACGAACAUAAAAUAAAUAAGUUUAUUGCCAAUAAAAACUAAAGUUAAAAUAAAAUAAUGAAUAAUAAAAGAACAGAUGUAAAGUGAUAAACAUUGUGUGCGAACGGAGAAUAUUGAUUACAUUAUUUGUUUUAACCUUCAACCUUCGGAGAAAAGAAAAAACAAGGAGAAGGUUUAGCUAAUUGUUGUCCGUCUCAGGAGAACAAGGAUAAGGGAAAAUAACUCGGAUUAUUGUGAACGAAAAAAAACACAAGAAGAAAGAAAGUCGUUAUUGUGAAUGAUUAGCUGAAUAGUGAUUUCUGUGGUUUCGUUUUAUUGUUUUUUAAUUCAACUGAAGUUAUUUUUAAAUGUUUUAAUGAGAAGCAAAAUAAAAGCAAAUUGAAUUAUUUGUUAUUGCUGUUGUGUGCUGUGUAACGAGAAAGACCAUUAAAAGCAGCAACAACUACAAGAAGAACAAGUGUAUUUACAAAAUCUUCAAGAACAACAACAAAAACAACACAGGUGAAAAAGAAUAAUACAGGUGUUGGGUGGAAAUACAAGAAAAAUAACAAGAACAACAAAAAAAAAAAACACUACACAACGAAGAAAAAAAGAUAAUUACGUGGUGAUAAAACAACAAAAACAGAAAAAAUAAACACACAAUGCCAUCUUGUGGCGGACCUGUUUAUCAGCCCACCACAGUCUCCUAUGAGCCACGCUCAAGCAGUGGUAAUGGCUCUGGAGGUGGCAUGGGCUUUCUAGGACCGGCAUCCUCAAUGGGAGUUGAUUCUCCAUUGCGUAUUUUUCGCAAACCCAAACCCCAAGUUGCUCUAUUGCUGUUCGCAUUGAUUGCAUUGGCUGCCGGUGUGGCCAUGCUGGCCAGUGGCUAUGUUGAUUGGAUAGAAGAUCAGGAAUAUGUGCGACAAUUAAAGGAGCAAACACCCCCCGUUAAUGCCGUAGAAAAUACCAAAACAGAUAGUGGCGAACAACAAACGGAAGAAUCUAGUACAAGUGAGACCCACGAGGCCGUCAAUCCUUGUGUGGAAAUUCCUUUGGGCAUUAUAUUGGGCGGUGUGUUUAUGACAUGUUUGGGACUGGCGGCCAUGGGCGUUUAUCUUAAAGUGGCCGAUUGGCGUCGCAGCUGUGUGUGUCCUUGUCCCUUUUUCGACAAGAAACAAUCGUUGGCCCGUCAAUUACAAUGUCAAAAUGUGGAUGGCGGUUGCGGCGGCCAAGGAAUUAUGGCCCUGAAUCCAUCUACAGAUCCAUUGGUCUCGCACACACAAUACGCUCCCGUCUCCGAGCUGCCAUCCUUGAUGCCAGAUAAUAAAGAUUGCCUCAGCAGUGCUGAAGAAUCUGAUCGCAUGCUUGAACCAGAUCCCCGAAUUGUUUUACGUCCCAUGGGUCGGGUUGAAGAUGCCUAAAGGGACGGAUGACUCGUAAAAAAAUUACAAACGAAUUGGGAGAGCUUGCAGAUUUAUAAAAACAAACGGCAACAACAAACUUAACGAAACAAAAACAACUUGCAAACAAAAGAAAACAAAAAACAAUCAACACCAAUUAAAGAAAAAAAUAACAACAACAAUGGCAACAUAAUAUAAUAGAAAUUAUAAGAAUUUUUACUUUAUUCGACAACUAAGGAAUUCAAAAUAUUUAAGAUUAUAUUUAUUUAUUUUUUUUUUGUUUAAAAAUUUUUUAUUUUAUUUAUUUUGUCUCAAAAUCGAGAGAGAUAAAAAUGAACACAAAUUAUGAAUAUAUUUCAAAACGAAUUUAUUCCUCAAAAAUAAUUAUUAUUUAAAUAAUCACAAUUUUUUUUUUCAAAAUUAUUCAUAUAAAAUAUGAAUUGCAAAAUUUAAAAAUUUUAUUUAAAUAUUUAUUCAAAAUAACAAUUACACAUGUUCGAUUAAUAUUCAGAAAUAUUAAGCCAACAAUUAUUUUGUUCAAAAAUACACUAAUAUCUAAGUAAAUAAUUACAAAAAAAUAAUGUAAUGUUACACUCACACAUACACUUAUUAUCCUCUACACUGAAAAACAACAAACACACACACACAAAUGAAUCUCAAUAUUGUUGAAAAUUCCACAUUUGAAAAGAUUAUGUCUGAAUUUAUUUUUUCCUUUCUUCUAUUUAUGAAAUAGGCUAAGAUUAAGGGAAAGCAUUUUUAUUUUUUUUUUUUUUAAUUUUUGACUGAUAGUCUUCAAUAUUUUUUUAAUAAUUUUGUAUGAAAACAUUAUGCUUUUGAUAAGCUAUAAUCAGUUUUAUAUUUUACCAUAAUUUGAGGUUAUGCUAUGAGAUUAUUUUUUCUAGGUUAGAUUUUUGAAUAUUUUAAGAAUAUUUUUUAUAUCUAUUAUUGUUUUCAUUUUACACUUUAAACUGUAUUUUUUAAUAUGUUGAUGAUUUCAUUAAAUCAAAAAUAAAAAAGAAAUAAUUUUUUAAAAACAUUUCCAAAACAUAAACAACAUGUACAAAAAAAGUUAUAUGGAAACUCCUGCUUUAUAUUUUCAAAAUUUACACUCACUCACUGUUAGCUAAUGACAUUAAAUUAUUUUUGGCUAAAGGUUUUUUUGUACUUAAAUAAUAAAAAACAACAACAACAAUAUUGCUUGUACUACAACACCACUUGGUAGAAUGUAUGGCAGCAUCAACGUUUAAUGCAAUACUAAGUAUUUAAAUAAAUAUAAAUAAAAAUUGUAUUUAAUUUUUUUUUCAUUUUCUUAUAUUUUCUCUUAGCUGUACUAUAGAAAAGAAGCCUAACACCAUUUCUUAAAUUCUUCUUUUUUGGUGGUCACUGUAAUUGAUUGCUAGUAGGGUGUCUUGAUAAUAACACAAUAAAAC